Molecule: messenger RNA, 582 nt
Organism: Globicephala melas (long-finned pilot whale)
Lineage: Eukaryota; Metazoa; Chordata; Mammalia; Artiodactyla; Delphinidae
Source: RefSeq, a predicted model, not a curated record
AUGGGGAAUGGGAUGAACAAGAUCCUGUCUGGCCUGUAUAUCGGCAACUUCAAAGAUGCCAGGAAGAACAAGAUGACACACAUUCUGUCUCUGCACUACAGCGCCAGGCCAACAUUGGAGGGGGUUAAAUACCUGUGCAUACCAGCAGCGGAUUCACCAUCUCAAAACCUGACAAGACAUUUCAAAGAAAGUAUUAAAUUCAUCCACUAGUGCCGCCUGCGAGGUGAGGGCUGCCUUGUUCACUGCCUGGCCAGCGUCUCCAGGAGUGUGAGUCUGGUGGUUGCAUACAUCAUGACGGUCACCGACUUCGGCUGGGAAGAUGCCCUGUGCACUGUGCAUGCAGGGAGGUCCUGUGCAAACCCCAACCUGGGCUUCCAGAGGCAGCUCCAGGAGUUUGAGGAGCACCAGGUCCAUCACUUCCGCCAGUGGCUGAAGGAGGAGUACGGAGAGAGCCCUUUGCGGGAUGCGGAAGAAACCAGAGGCAUUCUGGCCACCCCAGGAAUUCUGAAGUACUGGGCCUCUCUCAGAAGACUGUAAUGUACCUGAAAUAUUGCAAAGCCAGAGUUUAGGUGCUGCCCAGAA